AUGAUGCCAGGAACUCUCCGCUACUGUCCUGACUCCUACUUUCGCGAUUUAACCGCUACUAAUAGGGCUAAGGAUAGGGCCCUAGUAGUGGCUCUAGCAAGGGAUCAGGAAUACGGAUAUGGUGCUGCUACUAAUUCCACUUCCCACGUUGUUUAUGAGUUACUUCCUUUUGCUAACAAGAGAGGGAAGCCGAAGGAGUAUCCCGACCGAUAUAGCCCUUCAAGUGCAGCUAGAGCUAGGGCCCUAUUAGUAGCGGUAUUCAAAGAGUUAACCAACCGGUACGAACAACAGGUAUUGGACAAUCUAUUGAUAAACUUCCGACUUUGCUUUAAGGAAUCGGAACGUGGAUGA
Salvia miltiorrhiza (redroot sage) is the source of this 351-nucleotide messenger RNA. The record is from the annotation of a RefSeq genome assembly. NCBI's taxonomy places the organism in Eukaryota, Viridiplantae, Streptophyta, Magnoliopsida, Lamiales, Lamiaceae.